GCCAGCCUACUUUGUGAAAGAAAACAUUGGGGUUUCUUUGGCUGUUCUUGAUAAGCCUAUAAAAAAUGACAUGUUUUAGUUGCUUCUAGUUGCUGAAGUAAAGGAACCCUGCAGCCUUCCCAUGCUAUCUGUUGACAUGGAAAACAAGGAAAAUGGCUCUGUCGGUGUAAAAAAUUCCAUGGAGAAUGGGAGGCCCCCCGAUCCUGCAGACUGGGCUGUGAUGGAUGUCGUCAAUUAUUUCCGAACAGCAGGAUUUGAGGAGCAAGCCAGUGCUUUUCAGGAACAGAACCCAGUGACAUCAGUUGAGUUAUGCUGUGAUGCAGUGGGUGGAAGCACUGGGGCUGUGCAGGAUAGAUCUGAGCUGGAAUCCAGUCCGCCACGUACUUCACAUGGGAACAUGGAACUUUCUGAUGACUUUGCAAACCAGUCAACAAUUCAGCACAAAGGCAUCCAGAGUCACGCUGGCAUGUUGUGACAGAAUCACACAGUUACAUGAGAUUUGUCCCAUUCUGAAAAUGCCCAAACAGCAAAGAGCAGAGAUAAAUGGAAUCAAACGUCAGAGUCAACACAGCCUGAGAGAGGCUUGAAAUUCAGACUCCACAAUCCAUGGGGAAAGUUUCCUGCUGUGCCAUGGAAUAAAGGUGACAGAAAAUGACAGCAAGUCUUCUAAGCACAACCCUUGCUUUGCUCCUCCUUCGCCUCCUUGGGGUCCUGGAGGCGACAACAAUAUCAUGCAGAAAUGAAGAAGGUGAAGCUGUGGAUUGGUUUAUCUUUUAUAAGUUACCUAAAAGGCAAGACAAGGAAAGUAGAGAGACUGGGUUAGAGUACCUAUACCUAGACUCUACAACCAGAAGCUGGAGGAGGAGUAAGCAACUAACGAAUACCACGAAGAGUGUUUUGGGGAGGACAUUACAACAGCUGUAUGAAGCAUAUGGCUCCAAGAAUAACAACACUGCUCAUCUAAUAUACAACGAUGGAGUCCCUAACUCUGUGAAUUAUAGCAGAAAGUAUGGACACACUAAAGGUUUAUUACUGUGGAACAGAGUCCAGGGGUUCUGGCUGAUUCAUUCUAUUCCCCGGUUUCCUCCAAUUCCUGAAGAAGGCUAUGAUUAUCCACCCACAGGAAGACGAAAUGGACAAAUUGGAAUCUGUGUAACUUUCAAAUACAACCAAUAUGAAGCAAUAGAUUCUCAGCUGUUGGUCUGCAACCCAAACGUUUAUAGCUGUUCCAUCCCUACCAUCUUUCACCAGGAGCUUGUUCACAUGCCCCAGCUGUGCGCCAGGUCUAGUGCAUCCGAGAUCCCUGGCCAGCACUUUGCCACACUGCAGUCAGCCCAGGGACAAAACUUCGUCCAUUUUGCAAAGUCUGAUUCUUUUCUUGACGACAUCUUUGCAGCCUGGAUGGCUCAAUGGUUGAAGACUCACUUGCUAACAGAAACCUGGCAGCGGAAGAGACAAGAGCUUCCUUCAAACUGCUCCCUUCCUUACCAUGUCUACAAUGUCAAAGCAAUUAAAAUUUCUAGACAAUCUUAUUUCAGUUCUCAUCUGGAUCACGCCAAAUGGUGCAUUUCCCAAAAGGGCACCAAAAAUCACUGGACAUGUAUUGGAGACUUAAAUCGGAGCCCAUAUCAAGCCUUCAGAAGUGGAGGAUUCAUUUGUACCCAGAAUCAGCUUAUUUACCAAGCAUUUCAAGGAUUAGUUUUGUAUUAUGAGAAGUGUAACUGAACUUGGUGAAAGAACAUGUACUAUUGUUUUGAACAUUGACAAUGUCUUCUUCCAUUAGAUCCAUUCUUUAUAUAUUAAA
Equus quagga is the source of this 1804-nucleotide messenger RNA. RefSeq names its product deoxyribonuclease 2 beta (gene DNASE2B). Gene Ontology annotation, biological process: apoptotic DNA fragmentation. The record is from RefSeq and is a predicted model, not a curated record. The coding region runs from base 652 to 1725 and encodes 357 amino acids. The transcript is spliced from 10 exons. Lineage: Eukaryota; Metazoa; Chordata; Mammalia; Perissodactyla; Equidae. Gene Ontology annotation, molecular function: deoxyribonuclease II activity.